Messenger RNA from Tetrahymena thermophila SB210, 2589 nucleotides. RefSeq names its product proteindeformylase family protein. Gene Ontology annotation, molecular function: protein binding. The transcript has 3 exons. The record is from RefSeq and is a predicted model, not a curated record. Lineage: Eukaryota; Ciliophora; Oligohymenophorea; Hymenostomatida; Tetrahymenidae.
AUGAACUCACCUGCUUCUGUAUAAAAGUAAUUUUUAAAGCAAGAUUUUUCUCAAAAUGGUAAAGAACUGCAAAGAAAGUUUAUUUAAAAUGAUAAGUAAAAUAUAUAAAUGUCAUUUCUGAAUUAUCAAUUCCCUGAUGAAAUUUAGCAAAGCGAAGACGAAAGUAAAACAAAUAACCUCUCUUUUAAGUAAAAAGUACUUAAAAGGAGAAACUCUUCAAAAUUAAUGAAUAAUUUUUUUGGAAGCCCUACCUCUAGGUAUGAAAAUACUAGCAACUCUUAAAGCGAAAGAGUUUAUUUAGACACCGUAAGAUUAAAUUAAGCUUAAAUGCUUUCACCUAAAACAUUUAUGAGUGGAUCUGUAACUCCUACUUAUUAAUUUUAUAAUGGACUAUAAAUACCAUAAAACAAGUAUAUGAAAUAAGAUUAACAUUAAACAAGUUCUAAUAAAACAAAUGCUAUUAAUGAAAAAUUAAGCAUUGCAUAACGUUUAAAUAGCUUGAAAAAGUUCUACAACGCAUAAGGACCACCAGUUGAUAAAUCAAUAAUCGUAAAAGCUUAGUACUUGUAAAUAAAAAUAUAACAAAGUGAUAGAAAUUAACACAAGAAUUAGAAUACUUAUUAAAACGACAAUCUUGAUAUAGAAUAAAAUUUAAAUUCAAAAAAUGACAACUUAACUUAAAGAGAUGUUUUCAGUCCUGUUUCAACUGCUCUCCCAUCCACAUCCAUCCACAUGCUUUAGCUUAACUAAGUUAAUAGAUAAAAAAUAAAAAGUCCAAGCCUUCUAUAUUCCGAAUAAAAUGAUGCUUAGAACAAAGUUGUUAGAAAAUCUAUUGAUUUUUAAAAAGAAAAUAAAUAAAUCCACCCUGAUAUUUAAGAUAUUUUUAGUCCACGCUAGUCUAAACUAAAUAUUUAAAGCCAAAGUAGACAUUCACUUUUAUUUUAAGAAUCUCGAGCUGAAAACACAUAUUUAGCAACUGAUAUUAGAAAUACUUAAAGUAAAAUAAAUUAAAAUCAGUAAGAACAAGAGUAGAUGUUAAAAACUCCGAUAAGUUAAAUGAGGUAACUCUCUCUAGAUGGCUACCAAAAAAAAAAUAAAAAAUCAAUAAAUAUUAAGAAUCUAUAAUUAAAAGGAACUGAAAAAUAUUUCAAAAUAGAAAUGUAAAAUUUAUAAUAAAUUUCUGGAGAUAAGUUUACUUUAUGUGCAGAAUAUGAAGCUCAUAGAAAUUUUAAAAGUGACCCUAAUACAGCAGAAAAGGUAUUUUUACAAUAGAUGGAUGCCAUACUACCUUAAAUUAAAGAAAUAAUUAAGCUCAUAAGUUAUAUAUCCUAGCAUACUAAAGAUGUUAAUCAAGUAGAUUAACGUCUGACGGAAAUAAAUAAUUUAGCUUUGCAAACAAAAUGUGGCUAUUUAUAAGUUAUUUGUCUUUUAUUUAGCAUUAAGAUUUAUUAUGAAUACAGAGAUUACAUUAAAGUAAUUAAUUUAUCCAAAAAGGCCAAAAAUAUGGCCUAGGUUUUUGGAUAUAUGUUUGAAAAAAUGAAAAUCUAUGAAUUGAUAGGUUAGGCUUAUAAUCAAAUUUAGAGACCUAAACUCUCCAUUAUAUAUUAAAUUAAAGUUCUCAGAUUAAGCUGGCUUUUACAGAAUGAAAAUCAUGAACUGAAAGCCUAUGAUUAGUUAGGAAAGUGUUACUACUAUUUAGGAGAUUUAGAAAAAGCAUACUACUAUCAUGAAAAAAUGAUGAUCGGUGAAAUUGAAAAAGAUUAAUCUAUAAUUUAGCUUUCUAACAGCAAGCUUUUGAAUAGAGAAUAUAGAAGUAAUAUUGAUACUAGUAAAAAGAAAAAGUUGUAAAUGGAAAAUAAUCAAGAAUUAACUGAAGAAGAUGAGUGUAUAAGCAGCAGUGAUGAUGAAUUUGAAAUAAAUGUUUCAUUUAAGGCUCAUACAAAUGGAAAUACAUAAAUUUUAGAAUAAUAAAAUGAAAGCAAAGAUGCUCUUUAGUUAACUUCUAAAAACAGAAACUAGCAAUCUCUGGGAUGGAAUGAUAAAUUAAUUCUAGCUAGAUUAAAAGUUUUAUAAAUUUAGAGAACAAAAGAAAUGAAAUCUUUUUCAAAAAACAAAUCAGUAACAGCAGCGGAUCUGUAGCAAUAAGAAGUUGGUAAAGUUAAAUAUAUGAUGGACACAAAGGGAUAAGAAUACUUGCAAAAAAUUUUGAAUAAAAAAGGCAAAUCAACUAACAUUCUGAAAAAAUAUAGAAUAAGUCAUCUUACUCCUAAUAGAACUAUUCUUUCCUAUCACGAAGCAGAGUCUUAGUUCUUAAAAUAAAAAAAUUACUCGUCGUAAUAAGAUUUUAUACCUACAAUUGAUAGCCAAAAUUUAAAAAAAAUUAAUUAAAUAUUGUUGAAAUUUAACAAUUUUUUUAACGAAUCUGCUUAAAUAAUACUCCAAAUAUUAGUUAAUUUUAGCUCUCUCCAAAAUAACAUAAACAUAUCAAAAUAUAAAUAAGAUAUUAUUAAUUCAUAAUAAAAUAAAAACUUCUAUUCUUCAAAAGAUUAUAAAUUUAAGAAAAUGUAAGAAAAAGAUAACAAAUUUUGA